AAAUAGCGUAAAGUUUACCAUAAAGUUUAUUACGACAUUAUUCGAAGUAAACAAUGUUAAUUAUAUUAAUCUUUAUACUUUCAUUGAAAAAGAUGAUUUUAUCAUUUCCUGAGGUAAUGGAUAGAUCAUUUAUGUUAAGUCUUUCAAACGACGUAUCAAAAGGUGGUGAUAAGUUAGACGAAUAUUUAAAAUCAUUGCCAUUAGCACCUUAUACUCUUAAAUCAGCUUUGUUAAUAUUUCCUAAAUCGGAAGUUAUAAAAUUCUUAGAAAAAUGUUGGCCAGAAAAUUAUGAUUGCAAUUUUAAAGACUUGCCAAAUAUUCCAGGAAGUUUAUUAUAUAAAAAGAAACUAUGGACAUUGUAUAAAAGAUUAAACAACAAAGAUAAAUUAGAUCACGAAAUGAAUACCAAUUUCUCUACUUACUUUGUCCCUUAUAAUUUUGCGAGAGCUUUUAACAUUUUUAACUCGGUGAUUAUUGAGAAAUUUAUGAGAAAUUGUUGGAUUUAUUAUAAAGAUAUCUUUCGAAAGGCUUUAUAUAACAAUAAUUUAAUAGAAUUACCUUGUAAAUUAGAAGAUAUACCUGAAAUAUCUUCAGAUAUUAUGGAUAGGUACAUUGGAUUUGAGAACUUUAGAUUAGCACUCUAUAAACGAUACGAAUGCACUAUUCUCCUUAAAGUUUGUCCAGUUGACGGACAAUGGGAAUCAUGGUCCGAGUGGACAAUUUGUAAAGAUUGUUCAAUUGAUUCUUUUCAGAUAAGAACACGUUCGUGCAUACGUUCCCAUUCUAAUGAGAGUCUUCCGUGUUUCGGUUCAGGAUACGAGAAGCAACUUUGUUCAUGUCGAAAAGCCAAUAGAAUUGAUAGAGACGCAAUUAACCAAAUGAAUGUUCAUAUAUUACCAUUUUUAAAAGGAAAUCGCUUUGGUAAAAUUUUAUUAAAGAUGUUGUAUUUGUUUUCAACUGAGCAAACUAGAAUUUUUUUAAAAAAAUGCUGGAAUUCAAGUUAUAUUUGUCAUAUGGAUGAUCUUCCAGAAACUCCUAGUUUUGAAUCCGUAUUUUUAAAUGUCUUUUCAACAAAUAAACGAAAAUUUAUCUAUGAAUUGUAUCUUUGCAUAAGAUUAAAUAAGACAAACGAAAGUUGUACAAAUUCUAUCAAAAACUUAACAACUACAUGGCCAAAAUUUGUAGCUACUCCUCCAGAUGUUCCAGAAUCAUUAGAAAAAGAGUUAAUGAUAUUAACGAAUGAAGAGAAGGAUGGAUUCUUAAAGAAAUGUUGGAAAUUUCCAUCUUGUGAUUUUGAUACUGUAUCUCAUUAUUUAAAACUUUUAUUUUGGGUAAAGAAUAAGGAUAUGAAUCUAAUAGAGAAAAGAACUUUAGCAAAAAACUUUUAUAAGUUAUAUCUAUGCUCAUUGAGACAAAAUGGUAAAUGGUUAUCUUGGUCAAAUUGGUCUAAAUGUAAUAUAUUUAAUAAAAGUAUUAGAAAGAGAAGCUGUAAACAGAAGAAUGAUUGCAAUAUUUGCUUAGGAGUAGACGAAGAGGAUAGGUAUUGCCCUGGUAAAGGAAUAAAACUUAGAAGAAAAAGAUCUCUUAAUAAUUAUGAUGGAUAUCUCGAUUUGGAAGAAUCUUUAAAGUGGGCUGAAGAAACUGUUUAUCGAUAUGGUUCCAAUACAAUAUUAAAUGGUAUUUGUCAAUUAAAAGGCGCAUUCGUUUGUAAUGAUAUUGAACUACAGAGAGAUAUCUAUCAACCAUUUCUUAGACAUUCGGCAGAUGUACAAAUGUUCUGGACUGGCUACGUUUGUUUUAGAACUAGGGAAGGAUGUCCAAAUUUGGUAAAUAGAAUCAUUUGGAGUGGUUGGACUAGUUGGUCGAGAUGUUCAACUGGAUGUGGCGAUGGCAUAAGAGUGCGAAACAGAGCCGGGAAAUGCGCACCAGAUAUGAAAAUCCUUUGCGACAACAACAUUGAAUCAAUGAAAUGUACAUCUCGCUCCUGUCUAAACGGUGGUCAUUGGUCAGAGUGGAAUAAAUGGGAAAACUGUAAAGGAACCUGUGGAGAAUCUUAUCGGAAAAGUUGUAAGCAACACUGGCAAGGUGGAUGGUCCGAGUGGAGUCAAUAUAUGAAAGAAUGUCAAGCAGUUUGUGGCAGUGGUAUAACAAUGAGAAUGCGAACAUGCUCUAGACCUUUACCCAAUAGAAAUUAUACUUGUAGUGGUCAAGGUUCUGAAAUAAGACCAUGUACUGCUAAGAGAUGCCCGAAUAUUUUUCUCGACUCAACUGGUGUAGUUAAAUUUAAUGGAUUAUCAAUAUUAAAAUUUGAACCAGCUUUAGAUAUACCUCUAAAAUUUCCUGCUUUGGUUUUAUCGUGCAGAUUGCUCACUCUGAAAGGUUCAGGCAUCUUAAAUAUCUCUGGUAUUGUUACAAAAGUUAAGGCUCAAGAGAUUGUUCCUGAAAAUGUUUGGUUAGAUAUAUCUUUCACAAUUUUCCAUAGUAAAAUGGUUCUUCAAGUUAACGGAAUAGACUAUGUGGCUCCUUUUGAGAAGUAUGGUUUAAAUACAAUGCAAACAUUAGAUUUCAACCAAUUAAUGUUUAUUGGUCGUUGUCCACUUUUCGAAACAUGCGAAGGUUUCAAUGGAAGUAUAGCACAUUUGAGAAUUCAACAGAGAGAACUGGUACUCCGUCCGGGAUCUACAACUUAUCACGGAUACGGAAAGCCAAUGAUUAUUGAUGGAGCUAAGCCUCCUACAAUAGUAGAAAGUGGGAAUAUAAAAGAAAUUUCCUAUCCAAAAUUAACUGGUUUUCAUUAUUUUCCAUUAAAAUUUGGUACUUGGAGGAGAUCAUCACCAAGUAUUAUAAAAAUUGAUUUUGAAAGUUCAGAUAAUGUAGGAGAUGGUAUUGUUCUACACAGCGCUUCCAGCUUAUAUGGUUUUAUAGUUGGACUAAAGAAUUUUCAAAUAAAAACGUGUGUUUAUCUCGUUCAAGACAUUCUAAUGAGACGAUGUAUUGUCAAUCCAACAAAAAUUAAUGCUUAUGUUAAUCUGGCGUUAUCUAUUCGUAUUACUCCUAAAGAUACUAUUGUGACUGUAAUGAUUAACAAUAGGAGAUCUAUGGUUCAAAAAUUACUUUUUCCUAGGCCAGUAAUCUUUGGACAAACAGUCUAUUUUGGUAAUACUGAACCACCGAUAGGAGGAUCAGUAAUGUUAAAUGCGGCAAAAGUAUUAAAUGAUAAUAAAUCAUUUAUGAUAAACGGAUUUCAUGGUUAUAUCCAUUCGAUCAUUUUAAAUUCUAAAACAUAUAGCUUGUAUGAUGGGUUACUUUAUAGUUUAGAUGGAAAAGCAAAAUGGCUGACUGGACUCGGAAAAGCUGCCAAUGUUGUAUAUGCUCCAGUAUUUAGAGAUAUUGAAACGAAAAUGGCUUGCGAUUUGAGUCAUAUUAUUAAAUUUGAUGAUACACUUAGCGUAAUCUGGGUCAAAGACCGUACUAUUCUGAAAGAGAGUACUGGUGAUUUUACUUUAGGUGAAGAUAGGGACUUGGGAUCAUACAUUUCAUAUUUACAACUAACUCCUCGUCAUGAAUUCUCCAUUUAUGAGGGAAUCUAUUCUUGCAUUAUCCGAAAUUCAAAUCUUGGUCAUGAUCAAAUUUUUAAAAGUUUUAUUAUAACUGCACAAUCAAGUCCAGAUGAAAAUAUACUUGAAGCAAAAGCUAAUGAUGAAAGCUUUCCUUAUACAUAUAUUACUAUUUUCUCUACUAUUGGCUUGGCAACUUUUUCGCUAUUUAGUUGCAUUUGCUGUUUUCUGUUUGCAAAAUAUGUAGAAUCUCAUCAAGAUGAUGUUGUCUGGCUAAGUAAUGUUCGGAAAAUACGUAUUUUAUCUAUGAUUGUAAGAUGUCAUUUACCUAAUAUUUUUGAUCAUCUGGAUGAGUUGGAAGCUGAUGAAAAAAUCACAAAAGUUGUAGAGAAUCAACCUCUUCUAUUCAAUCAAAUGAUGGAAAUGAGGAAAGAAUACGGAAAUUACGAUGGUAAUGAGGUGGAGGAUGAGGAAUGGACAGAAAACACAAUUCAGUAUGAUAGGAAUGCAUCGUUCGGACAGCAAAAUAAACUUAAUUCCAGAAAUAGCUUUCUACAGUCUGUUAAACGACUUUCAACUAAAGAUAGACCAAAUAUAAUUGAUACUAUUGGCCCUGAUGAACUUAACAUAAUUAAUAAUCGAGCUAGUAUUGUUGAUUCUCUUAAAUCAGCAUUAAAUCCUAAUAAAAGAGUAUAUGGAAAAGAGUUUCCUGAUUUAAUAGAUAAUUUUAAUGAAACAGAGGAUGGAUCAUUUGGCAUAAACUAUUUAAACGAGCAGAUAUCUCUCUUACCGCAAGCUAGAAAUUCAGUUUUAGAAGAGAGUAAUCGAAAGAUAACACAGAUAAACAACUUCAGAAGCUCUCUACCUAAAAUCCAACCAGAGUUAUCAAUUUCCCUCCCCACAAAACCCAUGUCUCCUCACUUCACUGGAAGUCAACUUUUGGAGAAUGAUAUUGCAUCUACUUUAAAUUCUAAUACAAUUGAAGAAAGUGCAAAAUCUGAAAUAUCAGAAUACCAAAAUUUAAUUGAAAAUAGCUAUAGCUGUACGAAAGCUUGUUCUCAAAAUUGUUCACUAAUCGACAAUGACAACAAAGAUUAUCAUGUUAGAAGUGUAAUAUCAAAUCCAUUGGAAGAUUUAUUGGAAAAUGAUACUGAAAAGUACAAGCUUCAAUUUCCAAUUACCCCAAAAAAAGAUAAUGGAUGA
Molecule: messenger RNA, 4760 nt
Organism: Dimorphilus gyrociliatus
Lineage: Eukaryota; Metazoa; Annelida; Polychaeta; Dinophilidae
Source: the annotation of a GenBank genome assembly